AUGCCCCUCCCAUGCAUGUGCCAUGUAGCAGAGGAUUCACGUUCACGUUCUCCACGGGCUGGUGCUGAUUCUCGACGUUGGGUGGCUGGUGGUGGCUGGUGGUGGCUGGUGGGUGUUGGUGAGGAAGUGAAGAAGGUGGGGAGAAUAGCAGCUCCAAUGGUGGUUGCAAGUGUCUUGCAAUAUCUAAUGCAAGUGGUGUCCAUGGUAAUGGUUGGUCAUCUUGGUCAGCUAUCUCUUUCAAGUGUUGCUAUUGCAACCUCUCUCACCAAUGUUUCUGGCUUUAGUGUUUUAUCAGGGAUGGCUGGUGGAUUGGAAACACUAUGUGGGCAAGCAUUCGGAGCAGAGGAAUACGAAAAAGUUGGACUAUACACUUACACUGCCAUUAUAUGCCUCACUUUGCUUUCUUUCCCAAUCACCCUUCUAUGGGUUUUCUUGGACAAAAUUUUAGUUCUCUUAGGCCAAGACCCUUCCAUAUCCCAUGAAGCACGUAAAUACGCCAUUUGGCUAAUUCCCGCUCUGUUUGGUUCAGCAAUUCUUAAGCCCCUAACGCGUUUUCUCCAGACACAGAGUUUGGUUUCUCCCAUGAUGCUAAGCUCCGCUCUUGUUUUGUGCCUCCACGUGGCAAUGUGUUGGAGCCUCGUGUUCAAACUCGGGUUGGGACACGUUGGUGCUGCCAUUGCUUUCAGCGUUUGCGUUUGGUUAAACGUGAUUCUGCUUUUCUCCUUUGUCAGAUACUCCUCUGCUUGUCACAGAACGCGCCUUCCGUUUUCAACCAAUGCUUUCCUUCGUAUCGGAGACUUCUUCCGAUUUGCUGUCCCUGCAGCAGUCAUGGUUUGUCUUAAAUGGUGGGCUUGCGAGAUACUAGUUUUGCUGGCUGGACUUUUUCCUAACCCAACAUUGGAGACAUCAGUUCUGUCCAUAUGCUUAACAAUCUCUACAUUACAUUUCACCAUACCCUACGGGUUUGGGGCUGCUGCCAGCACUAGAGUUUCGAAUGAAUUAGGAGCAGGGAAUCCAGAAGCAGUUCGUGUGGCUAUUUCUGCAUCGAUGUUGCUUGCAGUUGCAGAGGGUCUCAUUGUAAGUGCAACACUAUUCGGAUGCAGACAUUUCUUGGGUUAUGCCUUUAGCAACGAAAGUGUAGUUGUUCAUUAUGCGGCUCUGUUAACCCCUCUGCUAUGUCUCUCCAUUUUUACCGAUAGCUUACAAGCGCUUCUUUCAGGGGUUGCUAGAGGAAGUGGGUGGCAACAUCUUGGAGCAUAUGUGAAUCUUGGAGCAUUUUAUUUGGUAGGAGUUCCUGUAGGUUGCGUACUUGGCUUUGUUGCACAUUUGAGAGCAAGGGGCCUUUGGAUCGGAAUAGUUGCAGGCUCCAUUGUCCAAUCCAUUUUUCUUUCCCUCAUUACUGCUCUUACCAACUGGAAUAAACAGGCAACAGUGGCAAGAGAGAGAAUAUUUGAUGCCAAGCCACAAGACGAAAAUGGAUCAAAUCACAUGACGAGUGCUUAAACCUAGUUGGUUAGAUCUGUCUAACAUAGGCAUAUAUUUUGUUGGAAAGCAGUCACCAACCAGACUAUGGGUUUUUGCCAAACCCCCAAUGUAUGUUAAGUGUGUAGUCUAAGUUCUAAAAUUGAAGUAGUCCCACAUUGUUUAGUUUAACUUACUUAUUAAGUCCCACAUCACUUAGUUUGUAAUGCUUGCCUCUUCCUUAUGCUAUAUAUAUAGAGGCACCUUGUAAGGUUUAA
Molecule: messenger RNA, 1739 nt
Organism: Cajanus cajan (pigeon pea)
Lineage: Eukaryota; Viridiplantae; Streptophyta; Magnoliopsida; Fabales; Fabaceae
Product: protein DETOXIFICATION 14
Biological process (GO): xenobiotic detoxification by transmembrane export across the plasma membrane
Cellular component (GO): membrane
Molecular function (GO): antiporter activity; xenobiotic transmembrane transporter activity
Source: RefSeq, a predicted model, not a curated record